This is a messenger RNA of Trichophyton rubrum CBS 118892, 1101 nucleotides long. RefSeq lists its product as uncharacterized. NCBI's taxonomy places the organism in Eukaryota, Fungi, Ascomycota, Eurotiomycetes, Onygenales, Arthrodermataceae. The transcript has a single exon. Bases 1 to 1101 code for a protein of 366 amino acids. The record is from RefSeq and is a predicted model, not a curated record.
AUGAAACACUCACUGCGACCAAAUCGAUUGCAGAGCUUGACGUGUCUUGCUCUCCUCAGCAUCCUUGCCAUUUAUACGUCAGGUUAUUAUCUCACCGAUAUUGCGCGACAUGGCCGAGCAAGUUUCAACGGCGCCCUGGGGUCAUAUCGACAACGGGGAAUGAAACCAGCCGGCCCUAUUGUUCCGGGUGUGGUCAAGCCUGGAAAGACUUAUACUCGCACCCUUGUUAUAGCGAGUGUCCAGAAGGAAAACACAACUUGGGUCGACGAGCUACAACGAGAAGAUCCAACCCUACAGACGGCCGUUUAUGUUGUCAACAACUCCAGUGCUCCACUCACUGUGAUGAAAAACAAGGGACACGAAGUGAUGGUCUAUUUGUCGUACAUCAUUGACCGAUAUUAUAACCUUACUGAUAUUUCCAUUUUUAUGCAUGCUCAUUUGACUACAUGGCAUAAUAAUGAUCUCUUGGAUUCGGAUUCUGCAAAGAUGGUCAAACGCCUUCGGAGCGAAAAAAUCAUUCGUGACGGCUAUAUGAACCUUCGUUGCCAUUCAGAGCCCGGUUGUCCUGACCAUAUCCAUCCAAUUGCCGGGGGUGAUGACCUCUCAAGCAUUCCUGAAGCAGCUGUGAUAGGGAACUCCCGGUUAGAGCUAUUCCCCGGUACCGACGUGCCUGAGGUGCUCUCACAACCAUGCUGCGCCCAGUUCGCAGUCAGUGCUGAUCGAAUCCGGCGAAUACCCCGGGAAACUUAUAUAUAUUAUCGAGACUGGAUUCUCGAAACCUCAUUAUCCGAUAGCUUGUCAGGACGAGUGUGGGAAUAUUUAUGGCAGUACGUCUUUGCAGGAGUUGCAGAAUUGUGUCCAGAGGACCAUGUUUGUUACUGCGAAGGAUACGGGAUAUGUUUCAAAGGGAAAGUCGAAUUCCAAUAUUUUUAUGAAAUACAGUCACUGGGACAGGAUAUCCAGAAGCAACUUAAUGCACUCAAGAGGGAUGACGGAACUGUGAUCCCGGGAUUCGAAAAGAAAGCCGAGGCUAUGCAGGCGAAAAUAAACAAAUUGGUGGCUGAGAUAGAGGAAAUCAAAUCGAGGGUUCUUAGGGAAUGA